Arabidopsis arenosa is the source of this 2586-nucleotide messenger RNA. Lineage: Eukaryota; Viridiplantae; Streptophyta; Magnoliopsida; Brassicales; Brassicaceae. The record is from the annotation of a GenBank genome assembly.
AAUUUCAUUUCUCUUCUUCUUCGCCUUUGCCGCAUGCGAAACAGAGAGUGGAAUCCUAAACCCUAAUCUCAUCAGUUUUCAUCCUUAUUCUCUGAUCUAAACAUCAUCUCAUCUUCCUACCUUCAUCAGUUCAUCAUCUUCUACACUUCUACAUCUUCAACCCGUAACCGAGAAAGUGUUAGAGAUGCCAGAAGAGGAGAACGUGAACGUCGAGAAAGAUACUGAACCUCCUGUUCAACCUCAGACGACAGAAGAAGUUCAUAGUGAUGUAACUGGGCAGAAACGUCCAAGGCCUGCCUCUGGUGGUGAUAAGCCACCCAAACCCCGGAAGAAGUAUGCAAAAAGAGCUCCUAUUUGGGAACAUUUUCUGCAGAGAGAAGAUCCUACUAAGAGCUACUGUAAGUACUGUUUAGCAGAGAUUGGUUGUGAUUCAAAAAAGGUUGGUACUAGUCCAAUGAUUGGUCACAUAAAAGUAUGCAAAUAUUACAAGGAUUGGGUAGAUAAGGAAAAUCAGAAGGUUCUAAGUGGUGAUAACAAAGGGAAUCUGAAGGUGAUUAAGUAUGAUCCGCAUUUGUUUAGGAGAUCAGUUAAUGAGAUGGUAGUAGUCAAUGAGUUGCCAUUCUCAUUUGUAGAAUCUGAGGGUUGGAAGCGGUUCUGUUUCAAUGUCUUGCCUAUGUACAAGACCUUUUGUAGAAAGACAUGCAGUCAAGACAUAGUUGCAAUGUAUUUGGAAGAGAAGGAAGCUUUAAAGACUUUGUUUCGUGUUGAGAAACAAAGGGUGUCGCUGACUACAUACAUAUGGACAUGUCCUAUUACUUCUUUCAACUACAUGGUGAUCACAGGUCACUGGGUUAAUACAGAGUGGGAAUUGCAGAAGAGAAUUCUCAGCUUUAAGGUGAUCACAGAUCAUAAAGGAGAUACCAUAGCAGGUCAGUUGCUGGAUUGUUUAGAAGAAUGGGGAAUUGAGAAGGUUUACACAAUUACAGUUGAUAAUGCAAGGAACAAUGACAAGGCUUUGGAUACUUUUAAGGAAGCGUUUAAGCUGAGAGGAUUAGAAGCUUUAGUUAAGGAUGGUAAAUUCAUACAUAUGCGCUGCUGUGCACACAUCCUCAAUCUGAUUGUUGGAGAUGGUUUGAAGAAAGCAAAGCGAGAAGUAACUGCAGUUAGGAAUGCAGUUAAGUAUGUCAGGUCAAACUUUAGUAGGCUGAAGUCUUUUUCAUUGAGGUGUGAGACAGCAAAAUUGUGUAGAGGCAACUUGCCAUUAGAUGUUGUCACUAGAUGGAACUCAACAUAUCUGAUGUUGAACUCAGCUUUGAAGCUGAGGGUUGCUUUUGAGAAGAUGGAAGCUGAGGAUAAGCUAUAUUGUGCUUAUUUCUUGGAAGAGGAGGAGGAGAAGACCAAGACUAAAAGAAUAGGACCACCAACUUCUUCUGAUUGGGAUAAAGUUUCAAGGUUAGUGAAGUUUCUUAAAGUCUUUUACAAGGGUACUGUCACUUUCUCUGCAUCAAAGACAGUGACUUCCACUUUGUGUUACAAUGAAAUUGUGGACAUUGAGAGGAGUCUCAUCACUAAGUCUCACAGUCCCGAAGAGGAGACCAGAAAGAUGGCUACUGCCAUGAGAGAUAAGUUUGACAAGUAUUGGGACGGAUUAGGUAACAUGAAUCCUCUAGUGAUUGUGGCUAGUGUCUUUGAUCCUCGCAACAAGAUGAGGUUUGCUUCACUCUGCUUUGACCAGCUCUAUGGUAAAGAUACCAUAGAGAAUAGAAAACUCCAUGCAUCCGUUUCAAGUGUCAUGAGUUCAAUGUAUGAGGAUUACAGUUUCAAGCUGAGCAAACCUGUAGAAAAUGAAGAACCAGAUUCUCAGCCACAGCCUGAGAACUUUGUGUUAUCUGAUGAUGAAGAUGAUUGUGAAGGGAUGCUGUCAUUAUUUGAUAAAGUGGUUGGCUUGAAGGGUAAUGAUGAUAGUUGCAAUGAGUUAAAAAUGUAUCUCACAGAACAAACUGAGGCUAGAGUUGAAAAUAAGUUGGGGUUUCCUUAUGAUGUUCUCAGUUGGUGGAGACGCAAUUGCCCAAAGUUCUCAAUCUUGUCAGAAUUUGCUAGAGAUGUUCUUGCUAUUCAAGCCUCCUCUGUAGCUUCAGAGUCUGCAUUUAGUACGAGUGGAAGGGUGUUGGAUCCUUAUAGGAGUUCUUUAACUCCUUACAUGGUUGAGGUUUUAAUAUGCACACAACAAUGGUUAAGGUGUUCCUACAAAAAAGAGGAUGCUGUAACAAACUUGGCCCAAAUGUUAGAAGAAGUUGAUUUUUUUGAGUCACUUGAUGCUCGGAAUUCAACAGUUGCUCUUACAUGAUUCUUCAUAGUAUGGCAGGUAUGAUUCUGGUUCUGUUGUAGUCUAAGUAGUUCAUUGUUAAGUAUUUGAUUCUGUUUUUGAUUUACAAUGUUAUGUCUUUGUUAUGAUUCUAUUAGGUAGGUAGGAAGCUGCGGUUUUUUGUCCUUUUGAUGUAGAAAAGCAGCCUUGGAAUGGACAGUACUGACUUUGAAGCUGCUGUUUUGACAAUUUUUUGGUGCGAAUCAACAUGCUUUUGUGAA